This is a messenger RNA of Chelmon rostratus (copperband butterflyfish), 1676 nucleotides long. RefSeq names its product HAUS augmin-like complex, subunit 4 (gene haus4). Gene Ontology annotation, molecular function: microtubule minus-end binding. Gene Ontology annotation, biological process: centrosome cycle; spindle assembly. Gene Ontology annotation, cellular component: HAUS complex. NCBI's taxonomy places the organism in Eukaryota, Metazoa, Chordata, Actinopteri, Chaetodontiformes, Chaetodontidae. Bases 114 to 1223 code for a protein of 369 amino acids. The record is from RefSeq and is a predicted model, not a curated record. The transcript is spliced from 9 exons.
GUCAGGAAGUAGAAUUUUAUUUUCGUGUUGUGUUCGUAAUCUCGAAAAAGGCCCCCAGAAGUAACAAAAAACAACAACUUUUGCGUUAAAAUAGGAACCUAAUUCAUCUGAAAAUGUCCGCUGGUCCCGAGUCUACACAUAUAUCAUCGCUGGGGAAGGCUGACAGCUUGCAUCAACGCGUUCUCGCCUCCUUCCCUCUGUGUGACAUUACAGAGGAGGAUCUGACCCAGAACCCUCAGCUCUGUAAACUCCUGGCCACCCUGGCACAACAUGUGGACCAAACUGGACUCGCUGUCCCACUGAAGACAGAGCUGGACAAGGCGGAGCAGAAGCUGCAGAGCCAGAGGCGUCAAUGGCUGCGCUCCGAGAGUCUCCACAAAGGGCUGCAGGAGAUGAUUCAGGACCACUGUAUCAGGAAGCACCGUGCCACUGUACCCCCUGACCAGAACAUGUUCUAUGAGACGAUGGAGAAGUCUCUGCUCGUGUCUCAGUGUAUCAGACAGCUGGAUCCCAGUAGCACUACCAACCAGGACCAGCCCUCUAUUCUGGGUUUGAACCCUCAACAGGUGAUGGAACUCAUGCCAUCAGAGAAGAAUGUUCAAAGAAUGAAACAGGGUCUUCCCAGAGAGCUGGAGAAACAUCUGAAGAAAAAGUGUUUGAGUCUGCUCUCUUACUAUCAACCUGAAUGUGAGAGUGAGAGUGAGGGUCUGAAGAACAGCAAGUUGUCUCAUCUGUCAACCCAGCUGGACAAAGAGAAGAAGAGAGCGGAGGGUCUGAAGGAGACCUGCCGGGAAACCGCAGUUCUCCUGCAAAGACAGACUCAACUCUACCUCUCUGAGCUGAUUAAGUGUAUUCAACUUCUUCAGUCUCUCAUCCUGGACCACAGACUGAGGAUUCAGACAGAUUUGGACCGGAAGAAGUUAGACUACUUUGAGGGAAAAUGUGAAUUAGUCUUACAGAAGAUCAAGACUGAAAUGGUGGAAAUUCAGCUGGACACAUACACAGUGGACUCUAUUUCUGCUCAUAGAAAAAUAAGAGAGAAGCUGGACUCUGAGCUGAAAGCGUGUCAGGUGGAGAAGCAGUCUGUUGAGUUAAAACUGGCCUCCUUUGAGAUCUUGGGCAAAGAGUUUGAAGCCCUGGCUGAGGAGUACUGCAGGUUACGGCAGGAGAUAGAAAUGAAAAACUGGGCUCUGAAGGAGUUCGCCCAGUACAAUGCCAAGUGAAGAUCAAAUCUGAUGCCGGAACAACAGCCAGCCAUUCCCUUUGUGUGUGUCUUUGCUCACAAUGACAUGGUGGCUUUCGGAUGCUUGACACAGAAACUGUGGACAUUUGGCCUACAGGAAAUAUGUCGCAGGUACAGUAGUGAGUGGGCUAACUGCAGGCUCCCACUGGAGCCCCCUAACUUAAGAAUGUUUUUCAGUUAACUUCAGUGAAUUCAGUCAAGCCCCUUCAGUGUAUCACCAUGGUAAUUCUGUGUAAAAACGUGUUUCCUGGUUAGCAGAGACAGCAGUGGAGCAUCUGUGCAGUGACUUAAUUUAAUAUCACCUGAAAUAACAGUGUAAAGGAAUAUUUUUGCAAAAGUUAAAUUGUCGUUGCAGACCUUUGUCCAGAUAUCAGUACACAGUAAAAUGUGCCAGAAGUUGACUGAAGAUUCCUAUGGAAAUAAACUAAAAUAA